GCAUGUCCAGGGUCGCGGCAAGGCUGUGCCAAGAAAGAGCAGUGGCGGAUGGGCUCGGAUCCAACAAGAAUGCCAUCAAGUAUUUGAAGCAGGACUAUGAAGCCCUGAAGCAGCAAUGCCUGCAGACUGGCACCCUGUUCAAGGAUGAGGAGUUCCCAGCCUGUCCCUCUGCUCUGGGCUACCGGGACCUGGGACCAUACUCCUUCAAAACCCAGGGGAUAAUCUGGAAGCGCCCCACGGAAUUAUGUGCCAAUCCUCAGUUUAUAGUUGGAGGAGCUACCCGAACAGAUGUCUGCCAAGGAGAGCUGGGUGAUUGCUGGCUCCUAGCUGCCAUUGCAUCUCUCACUUUGAAUCCAGAUGUUCUGUACCGUGUUGUUCCCAAGGAUCAGAGUUUCCAGAAGGACUAUGCUGGAAUCUUUCAUUUCCAGUUCUGGCAGUACGGGGAGUGGGUGGACGUCGUGGUGGAUGACAGGCUGCCCACCAAGAAUGGGAAGCUGGUCUUCGUGCACUCGGAGGAAGGCAACGAGUUCUGGAGCGCUCUGCUGGAGAAGGCCUAUGCCAAGUUGAAUGGCUCUUAUGAAGCUCUCACAGGAGGGUCCACUAUGGAGGGCUUUGAGGAUUUUACUGGAGGCAUCUCUGAGUCCUAUGAGCUCCGGAGGGCUCCUUCAAACCUGUUCCAAAUCAUCCAGAAGGCUCUGAGAGCUGGGUCGCUGCUUGGCUGCUCCAUCGAUAUAACUGCUGCGGCUGAAAUAGAAGCAAUCACAAGUCUGAAGCUGGUAAAAGGACAUGCUUAUUCUAUCACUGGAGCAGAGGAGGUAUAUUACCGAGGACGGCCAGAGAAACUAGUGAGGCUUAGAAAUCCCUGGGGUGAAGUAGAAUGGACUGGAGCUUGGAGUGAUAAUGCUCCUGAAUGGAAUUAUGUUGAUCCCAAACAAAAACAGGCUCUGGAUAAGCAAGUAGAUGAUGGAGAGUUUUGGAUGGCGUUCGCAGAUUUUCAAAGACAGUUCUCCCGCCUUGAGAUCUGCAACUUGACUCCUGACACACUGACAAGCAACGUGGUCAAUAAAUGGGACCUGACCCUGUUUAAUGGACAGUGGAGACGGGGUUCAACUGCUGGGGGCUGCCAGAACUACCAAGCAACAUACUGGACCAAUCCCCAGUUUAAAAUCCGGUUGGAUGAACCAGAUGAUGACCAUGAAGGGAGUUUGAAUGAGCCGUGCUGUACUAUACUGGUGGGCUUAAUGCAGAAGAACCGCAGGAGACAGAAGAGAAUGGGAGAAGGUCUGCUUAGUAUUGGUUAUUCACUCUAUCAGAUUCCUCAAGAGCUGGAGAAUGACACAGAGAUUCAUGCAAGCCGUGCAUUCUUCACAAGGCACCAACCAGCAGCCAGGACUGAUCCUUAUAUGAACCUGCGUGAAGUUUCGUGCCGCAUGAAGUUGCCCCGGGGAGAGUAUCUCAUUGUGCCGUCCACUUUUGAGCCUUACAAAAAUGGAGAGUUCUGCCUGCGAGUUUUUGCUGAGAAAUGCGCUAAAACACGGAUGAUGGGUGAUGCGGUGUCUGCAAAACCAUAUGAGCCUUGUGUCUAUAGCAAAGAUAUAGAUGAUGAGUUCAAGACUCUGUUCCAAAAGCUCUCUGGAGAGGACUGUGAAGUGACUGCAGUUGAACUUCAAACUAUCCUAAACCGGGUUUUGGCAAAGAGAAAGGAUGUUAAAAGUGAUGGAUUCAACAUUAACACUUGCAGGGAGAUGAUCAGCCUUUUAGAUACUGAUGGGACCGGCACCUUGGGACUUCUAGAAUUCAAGACACUUUGGAUGAAGAUUCAGAAGUAUUUGGCAAUCUAUAAGAAAGUGGACAGGGACUACUCUGGUACCAUGGACUCCCAUGAGAUGCGAAAUGCCCUCAGAGAGGCAGGUUUCACGCUCAACGAUCAGGUGCAGCACAGCAUCGUCACCCGCUACGCCUGCAGCAAGUUGACCAUCGACUUUGAUGGCUUUGUGGCCUGUAUGAUCCGCUUGGAGACCCUGUUCAAAGUGUUCCAUCUCCUGGAUAAAGACAAGAAUGGAGUCAUCCAGCUCUCUCUGGCUGAGUGGCUGUGCUGCACACUGGUUUGAACCACGGUUGAUCAAUUCAGCAGAGACCUCUGAGGCUCUUCUGAACAUGGAACCAUUUGUUUGGCAUCUCUUUGUUAUGAAAAAAUGAGAGAGAAACUUUUUUUUACUACUGGCAAGUUAUUUUAAGCCACUAAAAAUGAUCUCCUGUCAGCUAU
Lepidothrix coronata (blue-crowned manakin) is the source of this 2266-nucleotide messenger RNA. RefSeq names its product calpain-8-like. Lineage: Eukaryota; Metazoa; Chordata; Aves; Passeriformes; Pipridae. The coding region runs from base 3 to 2111 and encodes 702 amino acids. Gene Ontology annotation, molecular function: calcium ion binding; calcium-dependent cysteine-type endopeptidase activity. The record is from RefSeq and is a predicted model, not a curated record. Gene Ontology annotation, cellular component: cytoplasm. The transcript has 21 exons. Gene Ontology annotation, biological process: proteolysis.